Brachypodium distachyon (stiff brome) is the source of this 1823-nucleotide messenger RNA. RefSeq lists its product as uncharacterized. The record is from RefSeq and is a predicted model, not a curated record. Lineage: Eukaryota; Viridiplantae; Streptophyta; Magnoliopsida; Poales; Poaceae. The coding region runs from base 441 to 1685 and encodes 414 amino acids. The transcript has a single exon.
AACCAACACCGCACAGCCAGCCAAGUCGCACUCGCACACAGCCACAACAAACCAACGCUGGCUUGCCUUCCCCCCGUCCCCUUCCUCGCGUGGAGAGGGUGGGUGGAACUGGAACGUGCUCCGAAGCAGCCAGCAAGCAUCCGUUCCCUUCUCCGGCCCCUUUUAUACCACGCCGCAAGUUCAUAGCAAAGCUUCUCUCCUUUUUUUUCUUCCCCCUCUCUUCCUUCCCGCUUCAAUCUUCUUCCACCUGGAUCGCGCAGGGGGGAGUCAGGGUUGUGCUCUUGUGGAAUGAAAGAUCCGGUCUUUUUAGCUACUUGUGGUCAGUGAGUGGUUUGGUGGUGGUAGUUGGUUUGGCUUGGUUUUCUUGGAGGGUUGCACUUGCACCACCGCGUCUGCGCGUGCGUGCCAGCAAGGGGGAAGGAGCGCCUCGCGGUGGUGUGAUGGACUCCGGCAACAGCGGUAGCCUCCAGUCGUCUAGCGGCGGCGACGACGAGUUCGACUCGCGGGGAGGCGGGGGCGUGGACUCCUCGCCGCUCUCCGCGCUGCUCCGCCCGACGCCGUCUCCCUCGGCGGCCGGGGUGUUCUCUCUGCACGGCUCGCUCUACGGCCUCCAAGACUUCACCUCCGCGCCGCCACAGCAGCAGCAGCAGCAGCAGGCGGCGCCUUGGUCGGCGGCGCAGUUCAUGGCGGGAGGGUCCUCGUCGUCGCCUCGCGUCGAGCAGCCGUCCGAUGCGGGCAUGGGCUCGGGCGCGGGCGCGCACCAGGCUGCCGCCGAUCUGUCCGCGCAGGGCGCGCCGGCCGCGCCGCCGAGGGGGUCGCGGAAGCGGGCGCGCGCGUCGCGGCGGGCGCCCACGACGGUGCUGACCACCGACACCUCCAACUUCCGCGCCAUGGUGCAGGAGUUCACCGGCAUCCCUAACCCGCCCUUCGCCGCCGGGGCCGGCGCCGGGGCGUCUUUCCUCUCCCGCAGCUUUGACCACAUCUUCCCGUCCACCUCCACCCUCCGCUCCGCGGCCGGCGCCGAUCCAGCAGCCUCCUCGCUGCCGCCGUAUCUCCUCCGCCCUUUCGCGCAGAAGCUCCAGACGGCGGCACCUUCGUCUUCCCCUUUCCCGCCCUUCACGUCGCAGCCCUCGUCAGCGCCUCCGUCGUCGUCCAACAUCGGCGUCGCCAAUGCCAAUGCCAAUGCCACGACGGGCAACACAGCCAGCCAGCGGGCCGACGACUUCCAGCUGACGUCCUCCGCGCUCCUGCGGAUGCAGCAGCAGGACCAGAGCAGCAGCUACCUCUCCUUCCAGAACCUCCUCGGCUCCACGCAGCCCUCGUCGCAGCAGCACAUGUUCGGCAUGUCGCAUGCCGCGGCACGGCUGCCCGACCCGUCGCCAUCGGAGUUCAUGGCUGGCAUCGGCGGAGGCGGCGGCACCAGCAUCGGGUUCACGCACGGCGGGAUGAUGGUCUCCGAGGCGAUGCACAUGCACCCGAGAAACGAAGUCCACGAGGGCGGAGGCGGCGGCGACGAGCUGUCGGGCGUGGUCCGGGCCGGCUCUUCCGGGUGCAAGCUCAACUACACCUCCCACGCCGGCGCGUCAUCGUCGUCUGCGGCGGCCAGCACCGACAUGCCACCGGACGGCGCCUCCAGACCCAGCCGAGGCGAGGGCCUAGACCCAUGGCUAUGUACAUCCGAGUAGUAAAGAGAAAUUGAGGUGCAUGCUUAUUGCUCGCUGCUCUCUAAUUUGUUCACCAUGAUGCAUUACAAACAUUAAAGGUCUGAUUAACCUUUUAGUAGUAUACCUUCCAUUACUUGUUAAUCGCUUUUUUCUUGCCGU